ACGUGUAAUUUAUUAUUUAGUUCUUUAAAGUUUGUUUUUUAAGUAUAACCAAGUGAGAGUUUGCGUAUUCUGCGGGUUUGUUUGUCUGAUAGCAUAUUCUACGUUGAGACAUUGAAAGAUUAUUCGGUCUGAAAUACAUAAAAGCAAAAACUUUUAUUUGUCUAAAGAGAAACAACUAGAAGAGUACGAGAUGAACGGCUCCGAAUCUGGGUUCAACCCGGCCUUCAACAUUGCCACUAUCAAGCAAGUGGUAAACGAGGCCAUAGAGAGAGUCGCGCCGGUUUCAGUGCGGAUGCCGACACCGACCCGACUCAGGGAUCUUAUAAGGCAAAUCAGAGCCGCUAGGACCGCCGCAGAAGAACGAAGCGUCGUCAACAAGGAAUGCGCCUACAUUAGGUCUACGUUCAGAGAAGAAGACAGCGUCUGGAGAUGUCGCAACAUUGCCAAGCUCCUGUACAUCCACAUGCUGGGUUAUCCGGCCCAUUUCGGUCAGCUGGAGUGCCUAAAGCUGAUCGCAAGUCCUCGAUUCACGGACAAACGAGUCGGCUACCUCGGCGCGAUGCUGCUUCUGGACGAACGCCAAGAUGUCCAUCUCCUCAUCACGAACUGCUUAAAGAACGACCUCAACAGCAACACACAGUUCGUGGUCGGGCUCGCGCUGUGCACCCUCGGAGCCAUAGCCUCGCCGGAGAUGGCCAGGGAUUUGGCUUCGGAAGUGGAGCGUCUGAUAAAGUCACCGAACGCCUACAUAAAGAAGAAGGCGGCGCUUUGCGCGUUCAGGAUCAUCAGGAGAGUACCAGAUUUAAUGGAGAUGUUCUUGCCGGCCACUAGAAGUCUACUUACCGAAAAGAAUCAUGGUGUCCUCAUAACAGGCGUUACACUUAUCACCGAAAUGUGUGAGAACAGUCCCGACACGCUUAAUCAUUUCAAAAAGGAGAGCGGACAGCGUGAGAUCGUUCCUAAUCUGGUGAGGAUAUUAAAGAAUCUGAUACUGGCCGGAUAUUCUCCGGAACAUGACGUCAGCGGCGUAUCCGAUCCGUUCCUGCAGGUGAAGAUACUGCGUCUGCUGCGGAUACUGGGCAAGAACGACGCCGAAGCUUCGGAGGCGAUGAACGACAUAUUGGCCCAGGUGGCCACCAACACGGAGACCAGCAAGAACGUCGGCAACACCAUCCUGUACGAGACGGUGCUGUCGAUAAUGGACAUCAAGUCCGAGAGCAGCCUCAGGGUGUUGGCCGUCAACAUCCUGGGGAGGUUCCUGCUGAACAACGACAAGAACAUCCGCUACGUCGCGCUCAACACGCUGCUGAGGACCGUGCACGUCGACACCUCGGCCGUGCAGAGGCACCGGACCACCAUCCUCGAGUGUCUCAAGGACCCGGACAUCUCGAUCCGGCGACGCGCCAUGGAGCUGUCGUUCGCGCUGGUGAACGGGCAGAACAUCCGCGGCAUGAUGAAGGAGCUGCUGGCGUUCCUGGAGCGCAGCGACGCCGAGUUCAAGGCGCACUGCUCCAGCGCCGUGGUGCUCGCCGCCGAGCGGUACGCGCCCUCCGACAAGUGGCACCUCGACACGCUCUUCAAGGUCCUGCUCAAGGCUGGCAACUACUUACGAGACGACACGGUGUCGAGCACGAUACAGAUCAUAUCGUCAGCGGCGACGGAGCGUCAGGCGUACGGCGCCAUGCGACUGUGGACUUCACUGGAACAGUCGGCUGUCUCGGGACUUGCCACAGAGAAACAACCUUUAAUCCAGGUUGCCGCUUGGACUAUUGGUGAAUAUGGAGAUUUGUUAGUAUCGGAAGCCAGCAGCGCUAUCUCUAUGGUGGAUGAAGACGGUGUCGAUGAUUUUGUGCGACCGACUGAAGAAUACGUGAUUGACAUAUAUCAGAAGCUGCUUUGGUCCACGCAGCUCUCGAUCAGCACUAAAGAGUUCCUCUUACUUUCUUUGGCCAAACUGUCGACCAGAUUCACCACGCAAGCCAGUCAGGAAAAAAUAAGAGUGAUCAUAGACACGUUCGGAUCUCACAUCCACAUCGAACUGCAGCAGCGAGGAGUUGAACUAUCCCAACUCUUUAGACAAUACGGGCACCUCCGACCCGCGCUGCUGGAGCGCAUGCCCGCCAUGGAGCCCGUCGCCGCGCCGCACCGCGACGAGCAGGAGCUCGAUCUCAGCGACACCAGCCCUGACCACACUAAGCCUGACCAGGACGCCUUAUUGGACUUGAUCAACGGGUCUGAUUCGUUGACGAACGGAGAUGUGGAACACCAGCCUGAACAAAUCGCUACCACCAACAAUAAUACUAGCAGUAAUGACAUCUUAGACUUGCUGAGCGGUCUAGAUCUAACUCCGAGUGUACCCGCCGCCGCGCCCGCCGUGCUGCUCGCCAACAACAACGUGGAGCCGAGCGCCGCGCCCGCCGCGCUGCUGCUGGACGGGCUGUUCGCGCCGCCCGCGACCCCCCAACCCCCCCACCCGGCCGACGCUAAUGAACGUAAUGCGGCAGGGGCGGAGUGGGAGCGCGCGGUGCUGGAGCGCGGCGGCGUGCGCGUGUGCGUGUCGGCGCGGCGCGCGGCGGGCGCGGCGGCCACGCUCACGGCGCGCGCCACGUCGCAGCUGCACACGCUCACAGACUUCCUGUUCCAGGCCGCCGUGCCGAAGAAAAUCCAGUUGGAUAUGAUGUCUCCAUCCGGUACGACGCUGUCGCCGCAGGGAGAGAUCACGCAGGUGCUCAAAGUUACCAACCCGACCAAGACCCCGCUUCGGCUGCGGAUAAGGGUGUCUUACAACAUUGAUGGCACCCCGGUAUUGGAACAGACGGAGAUCAACAAUUUCCCGGCCGACCUGUUCAACUGACGAAAUGCCACGCCCCCCGCCUACGGUCUGUAGGCGAAAACGGACUAUUGUGUGAAACGAAGUGCCGCGAAUAAUGUCGUACGGAUAUGUGAUUCUGUUCCGGGUUAUCCGGAUAUGUGUGAGCCGAUCUUCGUCUGGAAAACGUCUCGCUUAAAUGUGCGAUAUAAUUAAGUCAUUCAUUUCAAUGUUGCAAGCUAACGGUCCUCAUAUCGGCACGUGAUGCAUUAGAAUUCGUUGAAAAAUAAAUUUCAUCAAAUUAACAGGUGCGUUAACAUAUCGACGCUUGAAAGGCAAAGUGACUAAGCGACAAUGCGUGAACUUUACAGUAGACUAAUUUAAAGUUGAAAUACUUGAAAAAAAUCUAUUUUAACGAAUCUAGCUGUAGGAUUGAAAUGAUUUUAAUAGACCUAGAAAUAUAUUUUUUUGGACAUCGAAUAUGGUUAUUGCCUAUCAUUUAUGUACAAAGCAGUUAUUGUCGCUUAGUCACGUUUGGCCUUUCAAGCGCCGAUAUUUAUAUAACAGACUUGUUAUGUUUAGAAAACUCCAAUUGGAAAAUACCUCUGGAGAAUCACUUAACAAAUCCACUUUAAAAAAUAUACAUACCUAAUUUAUUUUCACCUGUUUUAGGUGAAUGUACUUUGUAAAUGAAAUUAUAUUUAUUUUACUACUAAAAAGUUCAUACACUUGUGUAAUUAAGAAAUUGAUUUGCCAGUCUCGGUAAUCUUUUGACAAUUCGAUUAUUCUGGAUAUAAAGCGAAAAAAACUCAUGAGUCUAGUUGAACCUAAAAAAAAUGUUUUAAACGUGAACUAACAGACUAUUGAAAUCGAAUAAUUAAACAAGGAGGGAAAAAUUCCACACGCCUCCAAAAAUACCUCCUUGUACCACGAGAACCAGAAGCUAAACAUUCGGAGAAAAUUAACAAACCUUUGAGAAUUUAGUUGUUAUCGGAACUCUUAGAUAAUUAAUUAAGUAAUUAACGGUUCUGCCCCAGGCAUUGCUGAAGUCCAUGGGCUACGGUAACCACUCACUACCAGGUGGGCUGUAUGCCCGUCUGCCUACAAGGGCAAUAAGGAAAAAAGAGCCUGGAAAAUACUACCACCUUGACAUAUUCGAUUAGUCGCAAUUUAUAUCGGCCGAGUUCACUGUGGUAAUGUGAUAAAAAUUAAUAUUUUAAUGUUCAUGAGUGUUUCGUACACCAUGUCCAUCUGUACUUUGGUUGUCAGAUCGUCCUUUGGCAGACGUGAUAGUAGCGCUCGAGUUUUAGAGAUGAAGAGUUCUGUUUUCUCACUUGCUUUUUGUGGGUUGGCGAACAGCUCCUUGUAUAUACGAUGUGGAGGUCGGCUAUCACCAAACGCACCUCUUAGGGACGUGAGGGCGUGGUCCCACUUGUUCAUGGUGGUCUUAACUCCUUGCCACCAUGUCGCGGCUUCAUGAGUUAACAACAUUGACAGCCCACGUAGUGCAUUAGUUUUGCUUACGUUUGCGCAUUCCUUGUAGGCCUCUACGGCGUCUAUAAAUCCGUCAAGUGAUUCGUCUGGCGCUCCGCUGUAGCGAGCCUUGCACGAGGCGAAGUUUCCAUGCGCAGGUUGAGCGGGCGGGGGCGAUGACCGCUGCGAUUGGUUGAGAACUGUAUGUAGAAGUUUCUCUAAACGUUUCCUCUUGGUUGCGUUGCCACGUAGACAUCAUGGCGACCAUGUCGUUGACUGAAAUGUUUCCCGAUGCAGUCGGCGGCGGGGAAGAAUCGUCCUCUGCCGGGUCGAAAUACUCGGAUUGUCGACGAGACUGACGACGUACGCGCGGUUUUGUCAUUUUGUACGAUAGUCACUUCUCACUAAGUUCGCAAAUUGAAAAAAAAAAACAAACUCUUUCACAAAGAGUUCACACGUGGUUUAUUCCAAAGCCACUAGUUGGGCGUCCAUUUUUAAUGUUCAUGAGUGUUUCGUGGGUUACUUUGGAAUAAAACGUCGAAUAAUCGUUCGAGAGGUUUAAUGACUAUGACUAACUUUAAAACAAACACUUUAAUCAAUCUUACUAUAAGCGCACGCGCACACACAAGUCGCAACAACAAUAAUACAAAAUGGAGAACGUCUCAGCGCGUCGGCGUCAGUCUAUCAUGCGCAAGCGCAGUGGCGGUUUGCGAAUCUUGCGAUGGCGGCGCGGUCGCGGACCAAUCACGUCCCGUUGAGGCGCGUUCCGAGGAACGCGCUGAUGGGAAUUAAGAGUGCGUUCGGAAAUGUCCCGUCGCGUUAUAAUAUGUUACCUUUAUGUAUCACAAGAUUCGGUAUGAACAGCAGCGAUCGUGUGAACAGCUAGUACACAGUUUGUCGGAGUCCCUUAAAGUCUACGAUUUAAGAAUUAUCGUAUUGAAAAAAAUCUAAAAAACAUCAUGAAAAACACUUUAGUAGAAUACUCGGAUUGUCGAAUAUUUUAUAUUUAUUACAAGGAUGUUUAUUAAGUCUCGAUUCAGCUUUAUGACGCUUCCACCACUUAUUUUUACUAACCGAUUUCGUCACAUUCCGUUAAUGAAAUUUUAAAUAUCAUAAUUUAUUUUUAUUUCCGAAAUUUGUAUUGACGGACUGCUUGCAUAAUGUCCUAAACGUAUGCACUGGACUAUUAUAGGUAUAUUGAAAUUAUUUUGAUAAUUAUCUAACGAAGAGAUUAUUUCUAAACUUUUUACUAACUCUACCUUUGAAUUUUUCCACUGAAUACUUCAUUAAGCGAAAAGAGUUGAAAAAUUCUACGAUCUAUGAAUAUUUAAGAAAAAAGAAAUUUACUAUUUGUUUGCUCAUGAACGACUGUUUCACUUGUAAUAAGCAAUAAUAUUCUUAAUAUAACUGUAAUGUACACUAUAAUAAUAUAAAUAUACGAGUCAAUUGAUUUUAAGUAUUUUUGAAUGAUCCAAAAAAAAUUAUGAAAAAUCCGUUAUGAAAAUAACAUUCCUAAAUAUGUAAACUGUUAUUUUCGCAUAGAUCAAGAAAUUUCAUUAAACAUGUAUCCUAAACAAAUUCUAAAUUGUCAUUUGUGUAAAUAAAAGAUUGACAUUCUUAAUAAUAUGUUAAGUUGAUACUGUGAGAAAUGGAGGGCUGAACGAAUUGUACUUAAAUAAUGUUAUAAUCGAAAUCUUUAUAAAUAUAAGAAGAAUAUUAUGGAAUACAAUUAUUUUAUCAUUAUUUGAUGAAUACUAUAUGAAGGAAAUAUAAAAAUGGCAUCUUGAAUGAUAACUUUUAAUGUGGAGUUGAUCGUUUGUGAAUAUUGUAGUGUAAAAUUUUAAACUUACUAGCGUGCAAAAUUUCAAUUAAUUUAAGAAAAUUAUAAAUAUCUAUUUAUAUUCAAAUUUACUGUGAUUUGUUUUAUUUCAAGCUACAGAUCUAACUCCUCAUAUUAUUAAAAUAUUUUAUUUACUCGUUACAUAAAUAACGUGCGUAUUUCGUUUUGGAAUGUUAUAUGUAAUGCAUGCAUUUUUUUUUGUUAAGUCUAGUUAUAAUCUUAGAGAUUUUUCGCGUCAAAUAAAUUGUGUUUAUGUUUUUCACGCAGUAAAGAAAAUUAAACCGUAAUAAAGUAUUACCGUUUAAAUGUAUUGCUUAAAAGAAAAAUGUAUAUAAUAAUUAAAGAAACAUCUGGAAUUAUAAAAUAAAUUAUUAAAUAUUUUUAAUGAAAAUAAAUUAAGAAUAUUACGGUCAGAAGGUUUUAGAUGUUACUUUAAUUUUUAUCCUAUUUAUAUUAUUUUAGUUGAUGCACUAACCAGCACUAUGUAGUUAUGUUAAUAAGAAUUAGUAGUAAAUCCUCACCACAUAGAAAGCUUAUAGCUUCUGCAGCUGCAAUUACUUCUCUUCAAUGAGAGAAAAUGGCAAUUACCAAAUAAAAUAUUAGUAAAACCAUUUGGAACAAUAUUACAUAACGAAACUGUUUAUUAAAAUUAGUAUGAAUCAAUCUUAUUAGUAAAUAACCUAAUUCCCUGACUGUGUACAGAAUUAAGAUGUAUUUUUCAUACUAUAAAGCUCCAUAUUGUAUUUGUGAAUGUUUUUAAUUGUUCAACUUAUUAAAAAAGAGCUUGGCAAAUUGAAUAUAUAUAUAUUUGUAAGUUGGUGCUUAGUUUUACUAUAAUAUAAUCUAAUAAAUAGAAGGCCCUCCACAUUGUGAGAUGUUAUCAUUUUGUGUAUCUAAAGCUAUGUGAAAGAUGUACAUAACGAUUAUAAUGAUUUUAUGUAAAUUGGUUAAUAAAUAUUUGAAAAUGUUUAUAUAAUCAAAA
Molecule: messenger RNA, 7104 nt
Organism: Bombyx mori (domestic silkworm)
Lineage: Eukaryota; Metazoa; Arthropoda; Insecta; Lepidoptera; Bombycidae
Gene: AP-1gamma
Product: AP-1 complex subunit gamma-1
Exons: 20
Coding region: 191-2854 (887 amino acids)
Biological process (GO): intracellular protein transport; Golgi to vacuole transport
Cellular component (GO): AP-1 adaptor complex; Golgi apparatus; membrane coat
Molecular function (GO): clathrin-cargo adaptor activity
Source: RefSeq, a predicted model, not a curated record